Molecule: messenger RNA, 1527 nt
Organism: Adineta steineri
Lineage: Eukaryota; Metazoa; Rotifera; Eurotatoria; Adinetida; Adinetidae
Source: the annotation of a GenBank genome assembly
AUGACACUCAAUGGUUCCGGAAACGGAGCUAUUCUUAGUACACAUGUUCCUGUAAAUUUAAUUCGUCGUCGAAAAGAAUUAUUAAAAAAAGAAAUUCAAGAAAUCCGUGAAAAAAUUGCUCAAUAUGAAUUCGAAAUGUCAAUGAUACAAAGUCACAACAAUAAUGAGUAUUUUUUUUUCUUCGUGUCAUCAUUAGCAACAAAAACAACAACGACAACUAUGGAGAGACAUAAAGAGAGAUUUUCAUUUCGAGCCUUUGAUGCUAAUAAAAAAAAUUUAUCAAACGUAGUUGAGAAAAGUCGAAGUUCUGAGAAUCAAUUAAAUUCUCCGAAUGGUUUAAAAUCUGAGCAAAAAUCUCAUAACCUUCGUACGCGUAUACUUGACCAUAUCUCACCUCCUGAUAAACAUCACACAACACAUUCUCCGACAAUUCAACCAUUAAAACCAAUGCGUUAUUCUCGUCAUUUUAAUGUAACAGUUUCACUAAAAAAAUCUCGACUGUUAAGUCGUCAUAAUCCCAAUGCUAAACAAUGGUCUAUUGGUAAAAGACAAUUUAAUGAAAAUCCAAAAGAAGGUAUACGUUGGCUUGUUGAAAAUAAUCUUCUACAAAAUACACCAGAACAUAUAGCAAAAUUUCUAUUUAAUGAAACAGGUUUAAGUAAACGUGCAAUUGGAGAUUAUAUUGGAGAAAGAGAUGAUUUUUAUAUUGAUGUACUCAAGCAAUUUGCUCAUAUGCACGAUUUUUUUUCAAUAGAUAUUGUUGAAGCACUCAGACGUUAUUUAUUUAUGUUUCUUCUUCCAGGUGAAGCACAAAAAAUUGAACGAAUAAUAGAAGCAUUUGCUCAACGUUAUUAUGAAUGCAAUCCAGAUAGUUAUGCAAAUGCUGAAGUCUGUUUUAUUUUAUCAUAUGCAAUAAUUAUGUUAAAUACAUCAUUACAUAAUAAGAGUGCUCGUUUGGGUGGACCAUUUACAUAUGAAAAAUUUCUUAGUAGUUUAAGUGAAGCUAUUGCACAGCCACAAAUGCCUGACACAAGUCUUAUUAAAAAUAUUUAUGAUAAUAUUAAAAAUAAUGAAUUUAAAUUUCCAGAUCAAGAUACGAAUUCAAUGACUGACAGUAUGAGACUCAAAGAAGGUGAUUCAACAAUUAUUAAAGAAGGAUGGUUAUGGAAACAAGGUGGUCGUGUUCGAAAUUGGAAACGACGAUGGUUUGUUAUUACAGAUGGAUGUCUUUUCUAUUAUGAAACUAGAACAGAAGUUGAAAAUCCUCGUGGUAUAGUUUCAUUAAUUGAUGUUGGUGUUCGAGAAAUCGAUGAUGAUCGUGCAAAACAAUAUUGUUUUGAACUUUUUCCACUUACUGGCGAAAGACUUAAAACAAGUAAACCAACAUCUGGUGAACAAGCUAAAACUACUGAAAGUAAUCAUGCAGUUUAUCGAAUGUCAGCAUCAUCUGAUGAUGAACGUAAAGAUUGGAUUCGUGCAUUACGUAUUGCAAGUCAAAAUGAAUUACCUAAUCAACGAUUAUCUUAG